GAGAUUGAGACAAACUCCCAACAUUUGCAUACACUAGUAUUUCCCCACUGCAUAGCGGAAAUAUAUAACCCUGCAUCGUCCACCCUCCGCUGGUUAAUUCACUGUCAAGCUCCGCACCAAGGAGCAACUUUCACUAGUUUGGGGCUUGGGUUGGACCACGACUUUUCUCUGCAGUUUUCUCCAUCUUCCUACUUCGUUCAACCGGCUGCUGCAUCUCUCCACGGCAACGGGAGGUCCAGCCAAGCUGAACUCCGCUGAGCCAUGCGACAGUGGUGUGUCCCCGCUGCGACCCCUCGCACUGAACCACUCCCGGGGCGCCUGUCUGUAUCACCCCCUCCAUCAGAUGCCAGAAUGGACUGUUGUGAAGUGGAGCCACGCUACACAAUAGAACAAAUAGACCUUCUGCAGCGCCUGCGUUUGUCCGGCAUGACCAAACCUCAGAUCAUCCACGCCUUGGAGUCCCUGGAGAGGCUCGACCCGGACCACCGGCCGUUGCCGCACUGUGAUUCUCACCCUGCCCCAUCCAACAACACCCCAACCACAGCAGCUCCAGCGCCGUCCUCAUCUUCAUCCUCCUCCUCAUCACUCUCCCUGGCCUCGGCUACCACGCAGACCUCUGGCCUGGAAGGCGCUGCCCUGUCCCCCAGCAAUAGUUACGAAGCCUCACCUCCGCCCCUCUACGCCCCCGCUGUGGUGGUUCAGCGGUCGUUCAGCUAUGACAUGAUGGGAGAAGAGGAGUGGGACCUGGAGGAGAAGGUUGAGGAGUACAUGAGGAGAGACAGCAAUCUGGUGAAAGAAGAGAUCAAAACUUUCCUCAACAACCGCAGGAUCUCUCAGGCAAUUGUAGGCCAGGUUACAGGCAUCAGCCAGAGCUACAUCUCCCAGUGGCUGCUGCAGCAAGGCCUGGAGAUGAGCGACUCCAAGCGCAGAGCUUUCUACCGCUGGUACCUGCUGGAGAAAAAUAACCCAGGGCUGAGGUGGAGUGAAAGCCAGCACAGCGGGGGUUCCAUGCCCAGAGCCAGGGGAGGGGACAGAGACGGGACGGUAGCAGGGGCAAGUGGCAAUCUUCCCAACAUCCUCCCUAACCCCAACACCAACCUCAACCCCAACCCAGUGUGGAGUAGGCAGAGAGAGUUGCUGAUGCACUUGCUGCCCUGGUACGCUGCCGCAGCCGCCCAGGCCCAGCCAGGGGCCACCCUGUCAAUGCGUUCAUUGGUGAAGGAGGAACCCGACUGGAGGACAGGGAUCAUGGCUGGGGACAGGGCAGGGAUGGUUGGUGGCCCUCUGAGGCUGCGUAGAGGAAGUAGGUUCACCUGGAGGAAGGAGUGCCAAUCAAUCAUGGAGAGUUUCUUCAUUGAGAACCAGUACCCGGAUGAAGCGAAGCGGGAGGAGAUUGCCAACACCUGUAACUCAGUCAUUCAGAAACCAGGUUGUAAGCUGUCUGAGUUUGAGCGUGUGACGGCAUUGAAGGUUUACAACUGGUUUGCCAACCGCCGUAAGGAGAUGAAGAGAAGAGCGAAUAUCGCUGCCAUCUUGGAAAGCCAUGGAAUUGAGGUGCCAAGUCCAAGCUGCCACUCUAAUGGUGAGGAGGGAGAGAUGCAAGAGUUUGCUGACCAGGUGAAUCAUCAGUUUGCAGAGCAGGAUGAAAACUCUUCACUAAAGAUUGUUGACCAACAAGACCCCUCCGCACUGGCUAUUACAGAGGUUGCAGCUCUGCCGAGCCCCACCCCUCAGGUCCUGGAUCACAAAGAGGAGGAUUCGAAAAGGGAGACUGUGGAUGAAGAGUGACAACAGCCGGUGGAGUUUGAAUCAUCAUCUUAACUGAAUUUAAUCCGAUGAAAUAGGAAAACAAUAAGGGUCUCCUCCUCAACCCAAGUAGGGCCUGUGGUGCCUAAAGCACUCAAAAAUCAAAGGGAGAAGGGUGCUGUAGCUUGCUGGAGUGCCUCUGAUUGGAGGAGGCAACUGUAUUUAUCAACAGUAAUCCUGCUUAUAUUAACAGCUAUAUACAGUAUAUAUAUAUAUAUAUCCAUAUAUAGUGCAUUCCAAGAUGCUAUUAAAAGCCUACAUUUCUUAGGGGGAGUAAUAUAUAAAGGAUACCUCACCCGUUUUAAGCUAAGCCUUUUCCUUUUUCUGUUGUUGUUUUUUUGCUACAUGCCUUCUUUUAGCCUUUUCACAGAGAACUUUUCGGAUGAACUGUGGUGACAUGAAUGCGCUGAGCCUGCAGGUCAGGUGUGUGGAUGGAUUAUGGUAUCAAGGAUCAGUGAUAUGGUGAAACGAAUUGCCCUCUGUGUGCUUGAAUGCUUUGACUCCAUCUCGUGGUAAGACUGUUUAACCUCAAUCAGUUAAUUGAUCCAAUCAGUGGAUCAAUCCAUAAAGAGCUGUGCCAUCACAUCGGUAGAGCCCUGAGCGACGACUGGAAUCUCAGGUAAUCAAAAAAAAAAAAAGUGGAUAAAGAUAUCGAAGAGUUAUCUUAACAUGCUUUGUUUUUGUUUGUUUUUCUUCUGUCUCUGGUUUUUUUUUUUUUUUUUUUUCAUUUUGAUUUUUAUCCUCUAAACUGUGUUAAACCAAAUCAGGAUUUGUUAUUUAUACCUUUUUAUAUUAGCAAAACAAGCCUAGGACAAUAUAUCAUAGUAUCUCUGUGUCUUUGAUCUUUGUUAUACUGAUUGUUGCUGUUGGGUCAUUUUUGUAGUCCAUCCAUUUCAAAGUCUGUCUUAAUCCUCAUCUCAGCCAGUGAAGCUAGACUAGUUACAUAAUGUUUUUUUUUUGUUUGUUUUUUAAACGUUUGAAAGAACGCUAAAACCAAUGUGAUCAAAAAUGCGUUGGCAGACAUGCUGCAAGCACCUUCUCGUAGUGGAAUAAGCUAAAGCUUAUGCUCAUGUAAGUUUGUAUGACUGCAAUGCUGCACUUCAAAGUGGAUCUCACUUUAAUAAAAAUGGGAGUUUAAGACUGUACUUGCAUUAGACAUGUACAUCACCCAGUGAAUAUACACGUCUAUGGGUGCUUUCCUUCAAUAAUAUUAGCACUAUAUAGGGUUAUUUGUCAAACUUCAAAUAUAGAUAGCUGAUUGAAACCCUGCAUUACUUAGUCCCCAUGUAUUAACCGGCCAAAGGCCAUUGGAGAUGCUCCCUAAAUGUUCAUGAAAUGGACAAAGACGUUCUCAAAUGUUUGUUCUCAAAUGGCGUCCAACAGGAUGCUACCAUGUUACCUCCUAAUGCCAAAGCUAUGCCAAGGUAGAGAUGAACUACAGAGUGAACUGUGCGUUCAAGAACAGGACAGGACACAGUCACAACACUAUAGAUAUCCAGAUAUACAUAGAUGUUUAUUUGCUCAGUACAACACUAGCCAACUCUAGCUUACCUCAGAAUAACUCUUGUGUCAUGAAUGUGUUACAGGCUAUCUGUCACUUAACUGACAGCGGCCAUUAUUGUGACUGUUUAUUAUAUUGACAAUGUUAUGUAGCAUUAAUGACGAUGGGGUUUGCCCUGCAUUGUUAAUGUGUACUCACCUCAGACAGUUCUCUUGUCCAGUUUUGGAUGGGAACCCCAAAACUGCACGCUGUUUCUGACUAUUAUGCUCCUCUCUAUCUGCUUUUAUCUGACAACAAAAACAAGAACUAUAAUAAAACUGUAAACAACU
Messenger RNA from Labrus mixtus (cuckoo wrasse), 3636 nucleotides. RefSeq lists its product as uncharacterized. Gene Ontology annotation, cellular component: nucleus. Lineage: Eukaryota; Metazoa; Chordata; Actinopteri; Labriformes; Labridae. The record is from RefSeq and is a predicted model, not a curated record. The coding region runs from base 262 to 1788 and encodes 508 amino acids. Gene Ontology annotation, biological process: positive regulation of DNA-templated transcription. Gene Ontology annotation, molecular function: double-stranded telomeric DNA binding. The transcript is spliced from 11 exons.